CUCGUUUACAUUUGAAUUCUCGAACCGUUCCCCUUUUUGCAUUUUUUGUUUUCCUCAGACUGUACUCUCUCCAUCUCUCGCUCUAUAUUCCUCGCAAUUUCUCUCUCUAGUUCCCCCCCUGUUCAGCAUUCGCAGAUCUCUCUAAUCUCUCCGGUAUCGGAUUCAUAUAUCUGGAUCCGUUUAUGACCGUUUGCUGCCUCCGACCGCCGGCUUCUUCGACAUCCUUUCAGAUUCUGAUGAUUGCGGCGGUGUUCCAUUGGAUCCCUGCCCACGGAUUGUAGACAUGCGUAUAAUGCAUUGGGGAAGACAUUCUAGAGAGAAUAGCCAAACUGUGGGUAUUGGGGCAUGCAGAUUUUCCUUUUUAUUUAACAACCAUGCAAAGUGACAGAGCUAGCUACAUACCCACAGAUGGAGUUAGCACUAGUUUGCAAAGAGUUCGGCCUCUGCACGGGAGAACAACUGGGCCAACAAGGCGUUCAACAAAGGGUCAAUGGUCACCAGAAGAGGAUGAGAUUUUGUGCAAGGCUGUUCAACAAUUUAAUGGGAAAAACUGGAAAAAGAUUGCCGAAUGCUUCAAGGACAGAACAGAUGUACAGUGUUUACACAGGUGGCAGAAAGUUCUCAACCCUGAACUUGUCAAAGGUCCAUGGUCUAAAGAGGAGGAUGAAAUAAUAAUUGAGAUGGUUGAUAAAUAUGGUCCAAAGAAAUGGUCCACCAUUGCACAACAUUUACCAGGGCGGAUAGGAAAGCAAUGCCGUGAAAGGUGGCACAACCAUCUUAAUCCUUCAAUAAACAAAGAAGCCUGGACACAAGAGGAGGAGUUAGCUCUCAUCCGUGCUCAUCAAAUUUAUGGAAACAAGUGGGCGGAGUUGACUAAGUUUUUGCCUGGAAGGACAGACAAUGCAAUUAAAAAUCACUGGAACAGCUCGGUGAAGAAAAAAUUGGAUUCAUAUUUGGCAUCAGGUUUACUUUCACAGUUCCCAGCUUUCCCUAACGUCAAUAAUGCCAACCAGAUGAUGUUGUGCACCACUUCAAUGAAGCAACCACAAAGCAGUGAAGACAGAAGUGGUUGUAGAGAGGGAAAAGAAGUGGAUGAAGUUUCUGAGUGCUGCAGUCAAGGCUCAACUUUGGCUGGUGGUUCUCAAUCUACUACUGAAAUGGGAAGCUCGGUUGUACAUGCAACAAAUGAGGAGAGGGAGGUGAAGGUGGAUACAAGUCAUGAGAAGGAUAAAAAAACACUUAAUGCUUUUCAAGAAGUUGCUUCUUCUUCUCAAUUCAUCGACCAAACUGUUGGGAAUGAGAUUGGAGCUUCUGUGUCAAAAGAUUGCCGACUUAAACCAGACAGUAUACCCGAUAUAUCUGAGCUGGAUUUGAUCCAGGUUCAAUCAGGAUUCUAUAUGCAGUUUUUAACUAGUUGUGAAGACCAUGGAGUUCCCAUGUCACAAAAUGCUAUCGAUUUGGGUAACGUCAAUCACGUAGAAUGUUCUGAUAUUCAAGAUGGCAUGUUUAACAUGGAGAGUGGCCUUUGUGGGAUUAUACACACCGGAGGAACAGAAAAUCACCAGUGUUGUUUUCCGAACUCUGGCAAUGGUACUAUUAGCGGUGUUGAGGAAUCUUUUCAAGUUCCUGUUAUGUUUGGUGUUGAUUCGCACCAAUUAAUCAAUUCAUCUGUUGAAGAUGUAAGGCAAGAUGCAGUUACAUGCGACAAUUCUGUAAACAUGAGUGUUGGCGGUAAUGGAACAGACAGUCAUGGCCCGAACAACCAAUUAGAUCAGUACACUCAGGAAAACGAUCCUCAAACGAUCCUCAGAGAAAACGUUCAUGUGAAUGAUUUUGGUCAAACUAUAUUUCCCGUCAAUGAACAACAACACAUUGUGAAAGAAGAGAAAAGGGAUCCUGGAAGUUUGUGUUACGAGCCGCCUAGAUUUCCUAGCUUGGAUGUUCCAUUCUUCAGCUGUGAUCUUAUCCAGUCCGGCACUGAUAUGCAACAAGAGUAUAGUCCCCUUGGUAUACGCCAGCUGAUGAUGUCAUCCACAAACUGCCUAACCCCUUUUAAAUUGUGGGACUCACCAACAAGAGACACUAGCCCAGAUGCUGUCCUGAAAAGUGCUGCCAAAACUUUUAGUUGCACGCCUUCCAUAUUGAAGAAGAGGCAUCGUGAUUUGGUCUCACCAAUGUCAGAAAAGAGAAGUGAAAAGAAGCAUGAUAGUGAUCAUCUGAGUCGUGAUUUCUCUGAUCUGGCCAGGAACUUUUCUCGGUUGGAAGUCAUGGUUGAUGCUAGGGAUGUUAAGAAUGAAACUGCAUCGUCUCCAUUGAAAACCCAAAAACUUAUAUCAGAAGAUUCCAUUGAGGACAAAGAAAACAUGGACCCAGCAUCUGAAGGAACCACUGAUAGAGAUUUGGAGAUAGGGAGUAUUAAAGUUGAUGUAGAUGAUGAUGCUACUAUACAUGUACAACAAACCUCAGGGGUUCUAGUUGAACGUGAAAAAGAUGACCAUCUAUUUCUUUCUCCUGAUCAAUUCCGAUCUAAGAGCGAUAGAGUCAUAACAACCAAAGGUCUUGGAACCCCACUAUUGGAUAGAUUGGAAACAUUGUCAUCCAACAAAGGCUCUCUUUUCUCUUCAUCUGAGUCUCCUUCAUGUUUCUCUCUUGUUUGCUCGCCUCGCUUUUAUACUAAAAGGGAUGGAAGUAACUUGGCUGUAGCAACCUCUGUGCAGUCAGCAUCACAGGUUGUAGGUGAAUAUUCCGGAAACGGAGCUGGUCUUGACAACAACUACAUAAACAUGUAUGGGGAUACUCCUUUUAGAAGAAGCAUGGAAUCUCCAUCCGCAUGGAAAUCUCCGUGGUUUAUCAAUUCCUUUUUGUCCAGUCCCAGGGUCGACACAGAAAUAACAUUGGAGGAUUUUGGUUUCCUUUUUAGCCCGGGCGAGAGAAGUUAUGAUGCUAUUGGGUUGAUGAAGCAAUUGAGUGAGCAAACUGCAGGUACAUUUGCGGAUGCCCAAGAGAUACUGGGAGAUGAAACUCCUGAAAGUAUACUCCGUGGAAGGUGUUCCAAGAACACUGAUGGAAGUUCUUCCCUCUUAGCGUCUAGUCCUUUGACGGAGAGACGAACGCUGGAUUUCAGCGAAUGCGGGACCCCCGGUAAAAAAGCGGAAAAUGGGAAGUUAUCAGGUGGUAGCGGCAGCAGCGCUAUUUCAUCAAGCCCGUCAUCCUACUUGUUGAGAGAAUGCAGGUAGCCUAGCCAUCGCCUCUCUGCUGUAUCUAUCAUAUAUACACUGUAGCACAAAGAGAUGUAUUAUAUACAUGUGAGUAUAUUUAGCCUAUUGAAUCUUCAUUGCUCAUGACUGGCUAAUGAUACUGCAAGCAUCGUUUUGGUGUCUUUAUUUAAUUCAUUAUUAUUUGAAGACCUUUUUGCUACCUCAAAAAAAUGAAGAAUAUUGCAGUCACAUUUGCUUUUGUACAGUUUAAAGUUUUUUAUUACUUUAGGUGGAUUCCGAUUUGAGUAAGAAAGCCAGAAAUGGUUUAUAAGAGCAUCUCCAAUUCCCUUAGGGUCCAUUUAGUGACCAACGUGAAUCCGCUUUUGUCUCGUGAUUUGUUCUAUGGAUGAUCUCUAAUGCCAGUAUUUUAAU
This is a messenger RNA of Cuscuta europaea, 3629 nucleotides long. Lineage: Eukaryota; Viridiplantae; Streptophyta; Magnoliopsida; Solanales; Convolvulaceae. The record is from the annotation of a GenBank genome assembly.